This is a messenger RNA of Suillus paluster, 924 nucleotides long. RefSeq lists its product as uncharacterized. The record is from RefSeq and is a predicted model, not a curated record. Bases 1 to 924 code for a protein of 307 amino acids. Lineage: Eukaryota; Fungi; Basidiomycota; Agaricomycetes; Boletales; Suillaceae. The transcript has 8 exons.
AUGCAAGGUCAAUGGAGCUAUAUGCCUAUGGUGUUUCGUACGCUCAUCCUGUCCCCCAGCUCCUCAUCCAAUCCACUCGUCUCCCACGGACGCCACUUUGGUCGAACGGUGUUCGCGCUCUGCAACUACCCUUCCUUGCUCACCAAUGGUAUAUUAAGACUGGAGCAAAUGGAAGACACUCUGUUGGAAGACUUCUCUGCAGAAGAGCGGCGAGAACAUCACGUCUUUGAGCAACUCUUAGAUUCCUACCCCGGCCUUCUGGACCGAUUGAAGGAUGGAUCCGAUGAGGACAUCCUUCACGUUGGGGAGCUGAUUGGCAAGGGAGCCGCAGGUGCCAGAGGUGACGACACAAAAACGUUGAAGUCUGCAGUGCUUGAUUGGAUUUCCCCGAAAGGAGAAGCGAUACAGCCUCCUUUACACAGAAAUUCCAAAAUUGACCGCAGAUUCAACCAUAAGCUCACUGGAUCUCUCCUCUGUCCCGCUGGGCUGGAUUGGAACAAUCCUCGGAUUAAAGAGGAUCUUCGCAGUGGUGAAAUGUUAGUCUGUGGGGAUCAAUGGCUCAUCUUCUUGUACGCCCACUAUGUUUAUGAUCAUGAUGACCCAUGGUCCGGUCUUCUUAGGAGCCACCUUUCAGUCGACAGAGAGCCCAAAGCCAUGCGAUCCGGUAAUGCUCGCCUCCACGGCAUGAACUCUGUCACCAUGGCCUCCAUAGCCUAUAUCGCAACUCAGGUGCGAUUCGCCUUAAGCUCAUCUUCAGUGUUCUCGCGAACCGACACGACCACAGACUCUGAGACAUUCUACCAUAGCCUCCUUGAUCUCUUAGAAGACCCUGAGGAAUCUAAGGAAGUUGACGAGCUGCUGACUUGGUGGAAUCGAGACCCAUCAGCAGCCAACAGUGCCUUAUUCAAGAUACGACAAAAAUGA